CUCAUGCAGACGAGACAAGAAGCAAAGUGACUAACGCCGAGUUUCAAGUUUGAACUAAGAAUAUCUUGCAGUCGAAGCGCGCUAAUCCUGGAUUGUGCCAGACCUCGAAGUAUGGCACUUUCACUCACCCAAACACUUGUUUUUGGCUUCACUUUAUUUAUUGUCACUAAGGCUGGCAAUAUUUUGAUGGCACCUUAUAGCCAUUGUAUCAACUCUCACAUGAUCAACCUGGAGAUAUUAUCGUGGUACCUAUCAGAGAAUGGGCACAAUGUCACCCUCUUAGUGCCUGAACCCUAUCGUGGACCAUACGUAUCGUUUGAUAUCCAAGAUACAAAUAUUCAAGUUUUACGAUUCAAAGACCCGUCAAGUGUUGACAGAGCUACACCAAAACUCGGACGAUGUGAAGGAUUUGACAGUUUGGACAGCUUCCGCCGUAUGGAUGUGAACGGUAUGAGAAUGACGGAGCAUAGCACAUCGUUCAAAGCCACAUCUGAUUUGUUUGCUGACAAUGCAACUUUGACGACUUUAAUACGCAGUAGAUUUCAAGUCGUUAUUACAGAUUAUUUUUGGUUAUGUGGCUACGCCGUCGCAGCUUAUUUGAAAAUCCCUCUGGUCACAGUGCAAAUGCUCCCAGGCGCUCACGUCAUGCAAAUCCCUGAUCUAUACCCAGCAAUAUCGUUCACUCCAGAUAAUUAUGAAGCAAUAUCUGAUAACAUGUCCUUCUUCGAAAGAGUAAGAAAUGCGUGGCAACUAUUCGUCCUCCGUCCCUUGCAGCGGAAAUACGUGGACUGGAUAUUUUAUCCAAGAUUUCAUAAAAUCAUGUUAGAGCACGGAUUCUCAGACCCGGAUCCGAAUAACGUUUUCAAUAACAUAACUCUUGGAUUCAUGAAUUCAGAUUUCUUGUUUGAUUAUCCCGGACCAGUUUAUUCCGACAUGUUGUUUAUAGGCGGAUUUUUUAAUCAGUGGGUGAGUAAGCCGAAAAAGCCUUUGUAUAAGAAUGUAAUGGGAGUCAUCGAAUCUUCUGACGAAAACGGAAUAAUCGUGGUGAGUUUUGGAUCGAUGUUACUUGAUUAUGAAGUCAAAUGGGCCAAAGCUUUUGCUGAUGCUUUUGCGCGACUACCCCAUAAAGUCAUUUGGCGAUAUCCACAGUUGAAUACACCUCCUCUCAAUCUUGGCCAAAAUACACUUCUCAUGGAAUGGCUUCCUCAACCGUAUUUAUUAUCACAUCCGAAAGUGAAGCUUUUCAUUUCCCACUGUGGAGCUGGGGCAGCCUACGAGAGUAUUUUCCAUGGCGUCCCUGUUCUGGGCAUUCCUUUAGCUGGAGACCAACCAGCAAACUGCAAAAAGUUGAGCGACAGACUUUUCGUGGGAAAAUGCGUUGACAUAUCUACAUUGACUUCGGAGACUCUCUUUGCUGCAAUCCAAGGAUUGUUACACAAUUCCACAAUCAGAUCAAACGCUAGGAGGGUUUCACAGAUUUUUAAAGAACGUGUCACAGCGCAUGGUCCGAAUAUUCUACGUUCAAUUAAUUCCGUCUUGGCUGAAGGCGGUGCGCAUUACCUUCAUCCCAAAACUCGAGAGAUGGUAUGGUAUCAAAAAUACCUUAUUGACCUUAUAGUGGUAGUGUUUGCUGGCGUAGCAGUGUUGUCCAGCACAUUUUACUACUGCCUUUGUUCAUCCCCCGAGUCAAAGUCACAGAAGAAAGUUGACUGAGGAUUAUAAUAUUAUUA
Messenger RNA from Lingula anatina, 1730 nucleotides. RefSeq names its product UDP-glucuronosyltransferase 1-1. The record is from RefSeq and is a predicted model, not a curated record. NCBI's taxonomy places the organism in Eukaryota, Metazoa, Brachiopoda, Lingulata, Lingulida, Lingulidae.